GCCGAGCGGAGCGGAGCGGCGGGGCCGCCUCCUCCUCCUCCUCAGCGCCCAGGCAGCGGCGGCCGAGCGGGAUCGCCGGCGAUGGCUGAGCUCAAGUCGCUGGGCAGCGAGGCGUACCUGGCGCUGGCCCCGGGCUACGGGCCCUCGGCUUUCGCCUACGGAGCCGUGCGAGGGGGCGCCGAGGGCCCGCGGGGCCCCUACGCGGGGAGCGGCGGGGCGGACUUCCACGCCGGGGCAAUGGGCAAGUCGGCGGAGAGCAGCGGCGAGCAGAGCGGAGACGAGGAGGACGGCUUCGAGGCGGGCGUGAAGGGCGGCUCGGGCUUCGAGCGAGAGGGGAAGCUGAAGGGGGGAGCCCUGGGCAAGAAACCCAAGGAGCAGCGCUCGCUGCGCCUCAGCAUCAACGCGAGGGAGCGGCGGCGGAUGCACGACCUGAACGACGCGCUGGACGGGCUGCGCUCCGUCAUCCCCUACGCCCACAGCCCCUCGGUGCGGAAACUCUCCAAAAUCGCCACGCUGCUCCUGGCCAAGAACUACAUCCUCAUGCAGGCGCAGGCCCUGGAGGAGAUGCGGCGGCUGGUGGCCUACCUGAACCAGGGCCAGGCGCUGAGCGCCCCGCUGCCCGCCACCCUCAACCCCUUCGGACAGUCGCCCGUGUACCCCUUCGGCGGCGCGGCCGUGCCCGGCUGCCCCGAGAAAUGCACUGCCUUCACAGGAGCCGCCUCCGCCCUCUGCAAACACUGUAACGACAAGCCUUGACUUCUGCCUUCUUCCGCCUUUUCCUUUCUUUUGCUUUAGUUUUGGGUUAUUUUUUUGUUUUGGGUUGGGUUUUUUUUCUUUUGUUUUGUUUUUGUUUUUUUGGUUGGUUGGUUUGGUUCUUUUCCGUGCACUUUUCUUUCCACUGCCAUCAGCCCUGGCUUCCUUCCAUCAGUUAAGUCUGGGCUUUCUUUUUUGUUCUUCUCUUAAAUACCACCCCCUCCCCAUUUGGAAAUAUUUGGCAGUUCACGUGGACCCCCCAAAACACCCACUUUCUACUUUAUUUAGUUCCCCCUCACAUGCAACUUCAUCUGUAGAGUUAUUUCCUUCCCAGCCUGUCAGUGGAUUGUGAGCGUAAUGUUGCUUUUCGCUUGCUCUGAGCUACAAAGUUUUUGUGCAGUUUUGAAACAGAACUACAGAAAAACAGAGAGGGAGAGAGAUCUGGAAAUGGAAACCUCAGCGAAUUUGCCUUGGCAUGAUCGACCUGUGUUAAAAAUAGAUUUAAAGGAGGGAGGGGAAGCAAAAUCCAGCUGCAAACUAUGCAAUGUUUGAGAAUCAUGGGCGGAGGGGAUUCUGUGUAGCCAGCUGGGGUUGGACUGCACCCGCAAAUCCAAAUGGAAAUCAUUUGGUCAGUGCUCACGGGAGGGGGGUUGUCCAGUACCCUUGCUUAAAACAGUUGAUGCUUCAAAGUAAGAUGCUUUUUUUUUUUUCUCUCUUAAA
Poecile atricapillus (Black-capped chickadee) is the source of this 1473-nucleotide messenger RNA. RefSeq names its product basic helix-loop-helix family member e23 (gene BHLHE23). The record is from RefSeq and is a predicted model, not a curated record. The transcript has a single exon. The coding region runs from base 82 to 756 and encodes 224 amino acids. Lineage: Eukaryota; Metazoa; Chordata; Aves; Passeriformes; Paridae. Gene Ontology annotation, molecular function: protein dimerization activity.